GCGAGGCGCGGGGCUGCUGUCGGCUUCAGCUGUUCUGAACUUUCUUCAUUUAGUCAGAUCGAACUAUGGCGCCUAGUGAGGAAGAUGGUUUGGUGGAAGAGAAGGAAAGUAAAAAGAAGCAUUUGAGUCCGCUGGCUACUGCCUGGCUCACGUUCUAUAAUAUUACCAUGACAGCUGGGUGGCUGGUACUGGCUGUGGCCAUGAUACGUUUUUCUUACCAAAAAAGAACACACAAGGGAUUGUACAGGAAUAUACAAAAGACACUCAAGUUCUUCCAGACUUUUGCAUUGCUAGAGAUUGUGCACUGUGGAAUAGGUAUAGUACGAACUUCAGUGCUUGUUACUGGGGUCCAAGUCCUGUCCAGGAUUUUCAUGGUGUGGCUUGUUGUUCACAGUAUAAGACCUAUACAGAAUGAAGAGAGUGUCGUUCUUUUCCUGGUCACUUGGGCAGUGACAGAGAUUACCCGAUAUUCUUAUUACACAUUCAAUCUGCUCAACCAUUUGCCUUACUUCAUUAAAUGGGCCAGAUACAACCUCUUCAUCAUCUUGUAUCCUGUUGGUGUGGCUGGUGAACUCCUUACAAUUUAUGCUGCUCUGCCAUUUGUAAAGAAAUCUGGCAUAUAUUCUCUGAGACUUCCGAACAAAUAUAAUGUUUCAUUUGACUACUAUACUUGUCUUAUUGUUGUGAUGAUUUCAUAUAUACCACUUUUUCCACAGCUGUAUUUCCAUAUGCUUCGUCAAAGGAGGAAGGUGCUGCAUGGAGAGGUGAUCAAAGGAAAAGAAGAUUAGACCAGUUGUGAAAUUCUCUCAGGAUCAUUAGAUUGUUUAAAUCACAUUUACACUGAUGUAAAUUUAUAUUCAAUCGGAAUUACAGUAGAUUUAAACCAAAGACACUAAAUAAAUGUUAUGAAUUUGCUGAAUUUUGGUCAAUUUAAACUGAAGUAAUCUGAAUUACUAUUCAGAUUGAUUGAAACUUGUCUGGAUAUGGGUCUGAAUUAAACAGCUUGAAAUAGAUAUGAAAUUGAAUUCAAUGUGAAUAAUCGAUUUUCAUGCCAUGAUACCCCUAUUACUUGUAAUAGCUAUGCACACUUUGGGAUGAGUUGUUACCUUUGAUACAUAUGCCUCAACUAUCUAGCAGUACUAAUGCUAAUUAUCAAAAAAUUGAUCAAUUUGAUCCAAAUGGAAUUUGAACUACAUGUGUAAAAAGGUUUGAAGGCCAACAACCAAAAACCUGAUGUGAUCUAUUCAAGAUUUAUUUGUUACAAAAGCCAUAGAACCAAAAUAACAGCUAGACAAAGUGUGGAUUACUUGGUGAAACUGUACAACCCAUAAUUUUGUAAUUACAUAUUAAUCAGAUGCUAAAUUUUGUAGUAAAUUGGAGUCUAGCAGAAUAAUUAUGCAUUUCUUCUCCAAGAGUGACUAUUUUUGCCUCAUUCACUGUGGCAAUCAAUCAUUCAGGUUUGAUUUAAAGUUGUAGCAUCAUUCCAGUGUGUAGUUGAAAGCUCCUUAAUUUAUAUUACAGUCUAGACAGGGCAAGACCACUUUCAGGCAUACAGGGAGAAUGCUUUCAUAACCACUGUAUGGAUAGUGCCUGUAGGGAAUUACUAAACAUGCAAACUAUAUUGUCAUUUUUAAUAGAUCCAUCAUUUGUAUUGCAAAUUUCUAAAGUAGUUUUGAAAACAAUUUGCAGCUUUGAUGCUAUAGAAAUUACCAUUUUGUAUUUCAAUUAUUUUGUAUAGGAAGUUUAACUAUAUUUUAAGAAAAGUAUACAUGCCUAUGACUACUGAACAUCUUGCAAAAUUAAGUAGUGACAAAAUUUUAUUUCAGGCCAGCAACAAAAGAGCUACAUUAAAUGUAGAUGUGAGCAUCUAAGCCCAACAGCAGAAAAAAUCAUGGCCAUUUCUGGAAUUGUGUUUUAUUGCGUGUGGCAAUGCUGUUGAGAAGAUGAACAUUGUGUAUAUUGUCUGAUUGCUAUCCUGGCAGCUCAAAUUUUAAAGACAAAGUACAUUCAGAAAGAUUUCUUGAUGAAUUUUAUCCCUGUUGUGAUUUAUCCUGGUUUCGGACCUGAGUUUGAGAAUACUCUGUUUAAAUUAGAAAUUUUAUUCUCAAAUCAUACAGCAAACUUUACAAUGUAAAUAUAAAAUUGCUGGAGACGCUCAGAUCAGACUAGCUCCAUCAAUACUGCAUAGUUUAUUUCUUGAAUUGACUCUGUCCGUAGCUUGAAAUUAUAUAGAGACCAAGUGCUUCAGAUUUUUUAAUGUAUAAAAUAAACUAAAGUGAAUCAGGAUUGCUAUCACUGACAUAUGUAAUGAAAUUUCUUGUUUUGUGGCAACAGUAUAGUGCAAAACAAUAACUACUAUAAGUUUAAAAAUAAGUUAGUGCUAAGAGUAAUAGUGAGGUAGUGUUCAUGGACCAUUCAGAAAUCUGAUGGUGGAGAAGAAACUGGUCAAUAAAAACUUAAGUUUACUGUGUUUAAAAAUAGAGCCUGUCUUUCCUAUCUUGUAUGGUUACUUUAGAACUAUUUAUAGAAGUAAAUUUAACAUUAAAUGGUAAUUGUGAAUAAACUACCUAGCUCAUCUGUUCCAUGUGUAUAGGAAUAGUGGGUCUUUUGGCUAUUUCUAUGAUUUGUUUUUGUUUGAUGGCUGUAUGUGGGCAAGUUGAUAGUAAUCCUUGUAAUCCUUGUAAUUCAUGAUGCCUCUUGGACAAGUUCUGAAUUUUGAAGUGGCAAGUUAAAGAUGACUGACAAGCAAAGUACAAAACCAUUCUAAAUUUCCACUGAAAUAGAAAAAAGUAAAGUGUCUGAACAUAAAGCCUUUUUAAGAUGUACAUUAUUAAUGCAUAGCUCAUUUCAUAUGACAGCUUUUAUAUAACUUGCUGUCCGAUCUCCACUAAGUUGCAGAUUACAUGUUAGAGUAUAAUUUGAUUUCUAGUGUAAAAGCUAAUUACCCGUCUCAAAACAUGUCAAAGGAACAGUGGGAUUGGCAAAUUGUGAUCAUAUCUGAACUCCGUGGACUGGGAUUUGAUUUUGUUGAAGAUGCUACUUCCAGCUGACACCGUUACACUGCCCGAGUACAGUAUUCUAAGACUUGCUUGACUUGUGCAGUUUUCAUGCUGGUCUGAAAAGGGCUGAAAAUUGAACACAAUAAACCUUGGGCAUUUCAGUGUCAGUUCUGACGAUAGGUCUCCAUCCUGAAACAUUGACUCUGUUUCUCAGUUGAAUAUUUCUUUUUUGAGUUUUUUUUUCAAGCCUUGGGCAAUGCCAGUGAAAAAUGUGUGGUUGAUGGUUGGAAAUUGUUUUGCUGAGGUUGUUUUUAAACAGUGACUUUUUAGUAGGAAUUGAGAUGAAUUUUAAUUUAGAGUAGAUUAGUCUGGUAAUUUAAUUUUUUGCCCAAGAAAGGCAGGAAGAAACUGUUAAUAUUACUAAUAGGACUUGUUUUAUUAUUACUGGUCCAAUUCCCAAAGCACAGAAAAGCUACUGACAGGUUUACAUUGAAUGCCAUUUGACUUUUGUCAGCUACUUGUUCACAAGGUCAUACAAAAGAGGAGCCCAAGGUAAGAAAGGUCUCUUACACCUCUGUGGCUUGAAAAAACAUUUUUGUUCCUAUCUCUAUGGAGGAAGUUUUCUGAUUUAUCAAAAGUGUUUCUUCUGCCUUAGUAAUUACUGUUGCUAGCCUUCUGUCUAUUAGAAAGAGCUACACCAAACUUAAUUAGUAUUUCAGCAGAAUGUUGUCAAAAUGUCAUUUUUCUGGAUGAAUUUGAGGUCCUACUAUAUGCUUCUGCAAGGCAUCAUUGGGAAUAAAACUGAGUCAGAAAUAGUAGUAAUGCUCAUUUGAAUGGGUAAGAUUUGAAACUGACUCCAUUGACUUAGCUGCAGUUGAAUCACUAUUGGUCAAUGUAUGCAGAACAAUUAGAUGACUCCCAAUAUAUUUGAUUUAUUGUCUUCUGCAGUUUAUUUUCUUGUUUGCAAUUUCUGUGAAUAGUUAUAUAUGUUUUAUUUCACCACUCAAUGUACAUCUUGAAAGCUCCCUUUGAAAAAUAAUUUGGAUCACUGUCCAUUCAAAAUGGGGCCUGAAAAGAUGAUAAUUUUAGAAGUGUUUACAUUUUAUUUGUACUGAUAGGUUUAUUUCUCACUUACAAAUGGGUGCUAAUUAAAUAACUGAGUUUAAAUCUGUAUUUAUAAUUUAUGCAGCUAAACCUGAGGUUAUUACCUCAAAAUGUGCAAUACAGGUUGAAGUGUUAAUACUUGUCUAAUUCUGGACACUUUAUGGAAAUUUUAAAAUGAAGUUACCAAAGACAAUUUCAAAUGGUUUCAUAUUUUAUCUUUUAUGCAGCUGCGUAGUCCAGACAUUUUAUUAUAACUGUAAGCGUUACAGCUGUUCCCCUUUAAGUGCAUGUAUUUAUUUACAAAGUAAUAGUAAAAUUGAUUAAAAAGUUUGCAUUGUGUUUAUUUAACUGAUUUAAUUAAGUAAAAAUCUUUUGAAAAUGAAAGGAGAUAACGCUACAUCCUCAAGCCUGCAAUUAAGUACAAAUGUAAAACUGAAAAUGUGCCUCCAAAAAUCAUGUGAAAGUGCUGUAUACAAGGGACUGCCUCUCUUUCAGUUUACAGUCAGAUCUGAGGCUGAAUCUAUUUGAAAAUACUGGAGUUAGGAUGUUACUUUGAGAAGUAUAUAAGAGUUAAAUUAAUUUGUUAUGUUCAAUAUGUCUGACAAUUUUAAUGGAAAACUUGUAUAUUUUGAAGCAAACUGUCUACAUAUUUUUACAUUUUCUUCCAGCAUUGAUUAUACUUGAACUGAACAGUCAAGUGCAAAUCCCAGGGUUCAAAAUUGGAGAAACAGUAAAAGGCAAAACAAAAAGCAAAUCUAAAACAGGAUAAAUUUUCAAUUAUUUCUUCUGCAAUUUGUUUCUUUUUACUUUUAAAUUUACAUCUCUCUUGAAUACUCUUAAUAUUGGAUUAUGUGUAAAUCCAUUGACAGCCAGUGUUUUAGUAUGCACUUCUCAGUACUUUUCAUCUAAAAUAAUAUCCAAAAAUAUUUGAAUAUUAUGAUUUCAACCUAAACUGCUGAGUGCUGCAACCACUUGGUAAAAUUACUAGCAAUGGCUAAUUUGGGAUACAUUUGCUGUUUUAUUUUUAAUUUCUUUUAAGAGCUUGGAAUGUAGAUAGGAGAAAAACUAUUUUGUAUUGAGCAAGCACACAACUGAACAUACACU
Hypanus sabinus (Atlantic stingray) is the source of this 5207-nucleotide messenger RNA. It is a transcript of the gene hacd1, whose product is annotated as 3-hydroxyacyl-CoA dehydratase 1. Gene Ontology annotation, cellular component: endoplasmic reticulum membrane. Gene Ontology annotation, molecular function: 3-hydroxyacyl-CoA dehydratase activity; phosphatase activity. The record is from RefSeq and is a predicted model, not a curated record. Lineage: Eukaryota; Metazoa; Chordata; Chondrichthyes; Myliobatiformes; Dasyatidae. Gene Ontology annotation, biological process: dephosphorylation; sphingolipid biosynthetic process; fatty acid elongation. The coding region runs from base 66 to 788 and encodes 240 amino acids. The transcript is spliced from 7 exons.